Messenger RNA from Didymodactylos carnosus, 1284 nucleotides. The record is from the annotation of a GenBank genome assembly. NCBI's taxonomy places the organism in Eukaryota, Metazoa, Rotifera, Eurotatoria, Philodinida, Philodinidae.
AUGAAAAAUUUAUGUCAACAUGAUGCUCUUUUGGCUAUGGGCGACAAGGUACAAUCAUUGGUGGUGGGGAGUCACCAUCGUCGAGGUCAACUCGAUCAAUUUCCUGUCAAUAUUCUUUCAGCGCUUUUUCCAAAUUUAAAAUCGCUUUGCUUGUCUCAUGCAAAGACGAUUGAAUCGAUUAAAAUCGAUUUUCGGCAUUUGAAACAACUGCAUAUUCAACUCGAUGAUACAUCUUCAAAUGAUUUCCCUAGACGUUUGUUUAAAAUGGUUUUGUCCGAUCAAUGCAAUAUCGAAAUAUUUGGAUACGAGUCGCAGUAUUUUGAUCGAAAGUGGCUACCAGAAACAACAGUCUCAUUAGCUAUGCGACGUUUGACCUUCAAAACAUACGAUUUUAGUCAUUUAUCAAGUAUAACGAAACACACGCCCAAUCUCGAGUAUUUGAACGGUAUCGCUACUGACUUUUACUUUGAUGAUUUAUCACCGAUCAAUCUGCCACAUCUCACUGAUUUGGCACUCGCCGAUGAAAUGCGACCAAAACAGUAUGGCAGGUACCAGAUUUAUCGUGCAGACUUUGAUCUAAUAACAGCAUUUAUCGAGCAGUUUGCUGCUACACUGACUAAUCUGUCUCUAAACAUUCCUCAUUCGAAUCAGGACGAGCAGAUCUCGAUAGAGAAAUUAACAUGUCGACUAAAAAAACUGAAAUACUUUGAUUAUUAUAUCAAAACAUCCCACUCGUCGUACAUUUACUCGAUGCCGUUUGCAUUUAAAACAUAUUGUGGUACUCAGUCAAACGUCGGUGAUUCGAGUAUGUGGACAAAUGUCGAACAAGUUAGCAUGGAUUGGUUUAUUAUCGGGAAACCCGAGUUUGGUUGUUUGAAGAAUGUUAAACGAUUGAUAUUGACGGAGCAUUAUUUAGCAGAAAUGAAAGAUGAUGUUCAUGCUCGAAUCGAAGAUGUUCAAAUUAACUCUUGUUGUGAGCUAAGUGUGAUAGAGGAGUAUUUGUGGAAUAUGUUUCCGAGAUUACAGAUGGUGGAAGUAAACUGUAGUCAUCGAUCGUAUGACAAUCAUACGAUCAUCGCAAGAACACUGCUAAGCAUGCUGAAUAAGCUUGUCUCACUAACUUUUGCCUACGUGCCGAGUGGUAGCUGCGAUAUGGUUUGUCCACUUCCGACGAUUGAAGCAGUAGUAACGUCUGUGUCGAAACUUGAUAAAGAACGUCAAAUUACUAAGCAAUUUCAGAUGGUAGUCAAUGAGAAGGAGGACUAUUUACAGUGGUGGAAAUAA